AUGUCAACCGCAGAUAUGCAACAUGAGCCGGUGGUUCGCGUAACCUACCUGGCGGGGUAUAUAUUUCUCUCCUAUGUUAUCAGCGCCAUGGGAUGUGCGACCACGCUGGAGCUUCUCCAUAGGCGGACGUCGAGAUCAGGUCUAUACAACUGGUACCUUCUCCUUACAUCAUCGAUCACAAUGGGCGGCAUUGGAAUCUGGUGCAUGCAUUUCAUCGGUAACCGCGCCAUUGUUCUCGGCAACGGCGAAUCCGACAUCCAGAUCCUCUACAAUGUCGCUUUCACUGGAACAUCCUUCGUACUUCCAGUAGCAGUCCUACUUUUCGCCUUCUACGCCGUCGGCGUUGAAGAGAAAGCGGGAUACCUGCGCAUCCUGAUUGGGGGUCUGUUGACCGGUAGCUCGGUCUGCGGCAUGCACUAUGUUGGCCAGCUUGGAAUCUCCAACUACAGGUGCACCUACAACCCCGCUAACGUCGUUGGGUCGGCGAUCAUUGCUAUAUUCUCCAGCAUCACCGCGCUGGGGGUCUUCUUCCGUUGGAGGGCUUCCUGGACAGAUAGCUGGUGGAGACGAAUUAUCUGUGCUUGUAUGCUAGCUGUUGCUGUCACCGGUAUGCACUGGACAGCUGCUGUUGGAACUACGUACAGGGAUCAUGAUCGUAAUAUGGUCAAUGGCACUCAAUUGUCCAGAAGUCAGGUCGUGAUUGUCUGCACUGUGCUGGCUUGUGUUGCGUGUUUGAUCUUGUCGGCCUGUGCUAUAGUCGCUGGUAGCAAUCGCAGAAAGUCGACGACUCGUGCUCAUCAACUUGUCCUUGCUUGUGCAUACUUUGAUCCGACUGGACGAGUCAUGGUUACUCCCCAGGCUCUUCUCCCAACGCGGAAGAUUGUCGAUCAUUAUAUUGGAAGGACAUUCCAAGACGAUGACCUUACUCGAACACAUCCUACCUUCUUGUGGGCGUUUAGAGCAACUCGCAAUUGGCCUGUCGUGAGAGACCUCGUUCCAUUCAUGCGCAACCGUCUUAAUUCAGAGGAACAAGCUAUCCAUAAACACGUCAUAUCACGAGGAGUGUUCAUGGACAAGGAAACAGAGUUACAGACUGACUUCGACACCUUGUUCAAACAGCUCUUUUGUGUCACAGCACAGGAACUUUCAGAGGAGCUUCGGCUGCCUCUUCAGGAUUUGGGCACACUUUACGAUGAUGUUCUUUCAACCGCCAUUCCGGUAUCUCGACUUUCUCGAGCAAUGGGCCGUUCCUCCCUCCGAACUGGCAAGGGUCAGAUGAUGUUCACUGUCCGCCAACUGAACAAGCAGGAAUCAGCACGGCUGUCUUCUCAAGGAUUCCGUUUCGCAACUAUCGAACAUGUCACAGGAACCCUCUCUCGCCGUAUCCAUGUCCCCGAAGCAGACUUAGCCCACUCCCUCCGUGAUAUGCGCGACUACGCAAGCACAAACCGCGGCUUCGAGGAAGGCGUGCACCUCAUCUCCUUCGUUAUGCGCCCAACAAUCCACGAUCAUUUCGAGAUCCUCACCACAAAGGGCGUGGGCAACCCCCUCCCCUCCUCAACCCUACCAAUGAAGCAUCUCCAAGUCCACCAUCUCGAGCUCCUCUCCCACAUGGAAGGCUGGUCCAUGAUAACCUGCAUAAAAUACCUCCAAUCAGACGCCGCAUCACGCACAUUCCCUAACCUCUCCGACUUCCGCUCUAACCUCACGAACUCAAUAAUCUCCCUCUCCAAAUCCCUCCCAGAAGACAUGCGCGCCGCAGCCCAGCUCUCCGCCCGUCCCCUCAUAGCACCCUGCCGCAGCAAGCCUUCAAAUCCAGAACAAGCCCUGCAAACCUGCACACUCCUCACCUUCUGCGUAGUCGGCACGCUCGACACCCAAGUCCCCAACCCAGACUACACAUUCACGCCGUUCCGGCUCUUCCGCGUCCAGCAACAAGUCAACGAGGUAAUCGCCGAUCGCGACGGGUUCGCCCGCGAGCUAGGCCAAGAGCUCUUCUGCACGGACGUCCGCUCCGGCUCAACAGCCAGUGAGAGCGACCUCGCGUCGACGGCAAAACUGGCGAUCCUGCGUCUCUGGCCCUCCCACAAGAGAUCCCAAUCUUCGAAGGGAUCGGGUUCCUCGCUUCAUUCGCAGGAAUCCUUGGUCGAACCUGUUUCUCUGGCUCUGCGUGAUAUUACCGUUCAUAAGGAGGUUCGCGUUGAUGUUACUCGUCUUCAUGAGACUUCUAUGCAGAAUGCUCUCAGUACUCAUGAUACCAGGACUAUUGUGGCGGGCGGUAGUGAUGCUACUACGCCUGUGACUUACGUUGAUGAGUUGUAUAGUCUCUGCUAUGCACCGGGGAUUCGGUUCAGACCUGAUUCUUCAUUGCAGAAUAUCUCGCGAACGUCGCAUUAA
Messenger RNA from Penicillium soppii, 2397 nucleotides. RefSeq names its product MHYT domain-containing protein. The transcript is spliced from 4 exons. Bases 1 to 2397 code for a protein of 798 amino acids. The record is from RefSeq and is a predicted model, not a curated record. NCBI's taxonomy places the organism in Eukaryota, Fungi, Ascomycota, Eurotiomycetes, Eurotiales, Aspergillaceae.